UGGGCACAUCUGCCUGAGAAAGACAGAUGGUCUGAAAAGCCAGAAGGGCAGUUUCCAGGCAGUGGUUAGGUUGGGGUACAGGGAAGGGGCAUAAAUUGAAUGUAUGUGGAGUAGAGAGCUGACACUUUCUUCUCUGUGAACACCCUGACUCAGAAUUGCAUGUUUUCAGCGUUUUGUAUAGACUGACUUCCAUGUGUCCACCUUGGGUAUUGUUCUCUGAUGCCAUCUGAGGCAAGUGUCUGCCCUUUAAUUUUAAAUUUAAAUUACAAAUUAUCUUCUGUACCCUUGAUUGGAGUUCACUGUGAUGGAGCUAAAGCACUUGUUACACUAUCAAGUGGCCUGGCCUGGGAAAGCCCAGCAGCUCAGGUGGUUUGAAUUCUGUGCCCGGUGACCUUUUGUUUCCAUGAGAACACAGAAUGCAGCCAAAGGAGCAAGCUGAGCUACAAUGGUGAGAAUCGGAACUAACAAAAGAAUAUUCAAAAUAUAAGAAAAAGCCUUGUCUCAAAGCACCCAGUAGGUGUGACCUGCGUGCAACCAGUUGUUCUGCUGAGGCUAUGGCCUAUGGUUCUGCCCCUCCAGGACCUGUCCACAACAAGAGAGGGAUUGUGGAAAUCACACAGCUCUUCUCCUGAGUCCCCAUCACCGAGAGAAAGGAGGCUUUCCCAAGGACUCUGAGGGGAGAUGAAUGCUGGGUGUGGACUCAACUCUGGUCGAGACUCAAGCCACCCAGCCCUCCCCAGCACAUUGUGUGAGCCAGGCCAGGCUUCCAGACACAGCCCCUCCCGUCCCACCCCAGCCAGGGUGGUGCUUGUGUGGAAAGGACUUUAAAUUCAUCUGCCAGACCCCUGGACAGGAGAAGCAGAGAGGGCUGGCCACCAUGCUCAGCUCCCGAAGCCUCCUGGUGCUCCUGCUGCAGUUGUUGCUGCUGCUGGCUGCCCCCACAGGCCACACAGAUGCCUUCACUGCUGAGGAGAAAAAAGUGUUGGUGGAUCAGCAUAAUCUCUAUCGUUCUAAGGUGUUCCCGAAGGCCACGCACAUGCUAAAAAUGCACCCAGUAGGUGUGACCUGCGUGCAACCAGUUGUUCUGCCGAGGCUAUGGCCUAUAGUUCUGCCCCUCCAGGACCUGUCCACAACAAGGGAGGGAUUGUGGAAAUCACACAGCUCUUCUCCUGAGUCCUCAUCACCGAGAGAAAGGAGGCUUUCCCAAGGACUCUGAGGGGAGAUGAAUGCUAGGAGUGGACUCAACUCUGGUCGAGACUCAAGCCACCCAGCCCUCCCCAGCACAUUGUGUGAGCCAGGCCAGGCCUCCAGACACAGCCCCUUCUGUCCCACCCCAGCCAGGGUGGUGCUUGUGUGGAAAGGACUUUAAAUUCAUCUGCCAGACCCCUGGACAGGAGAAGCAGAGAGGGCUGGCCACCAUGCUCAGCUCCCGAAGCCUCCUGGUGCUCCUGCUGCAGUUGUUGCUGCUGCUGCUGGCUGCUCCCACAGGCCACACAGAUGCCUUCACUGAUGAAGAGAAAAAAGUGUUGGUGGAUCAGCACAACCUCUUUCGUUCUAAGGUGUCUCCGAAGGCCACGCACAUGCUGAAAAUGUACUGGGACGAGGAACUGGCCGACUACGCAGAGGCCUACGCACGGAAGUGCAGGUGGGAACACAACCCGAAUAACGCGUGGCGCGGCGAGAACCUCUUCACCAUGACGGGCAGGGAGAUCAACCUGCCGCUGGGCGUGUCGGAGUGGCACCGCGAGCGCGAUUUCUACAACUUCAGCGCCAACACCUGCCAGCCAGGGGAGAUGUGCGGCCACUACACCCAGGUAGUCUGGGCCGACUCUAACAGGGUUGGCUGUGGCGCUUACUACUGUGAGAAACUGCAUGUCAUUGAUGAGAACAACAUGUAUUUGCUGGUCUGCAACUACAAGCCUGCGGGAAACGUAAUAGGACGAUGGCCCUACCGGGUGGGGCCAUCCUGCUCCCAAUGCCCCCCUGGCUACCGCUGCGUGAACGACCUCUGUGAACCCAUCAGAGACCCGGAAGAGGCUCAGGAUUUGCCUUCCCUAGUAACUGAGGCCUCAUUCUCCUUGGCAACUGUAGCCUCAGGGGCUAAGAAAAAGGGGGUCCCUUCUUCCCUAGCAACUGAGAGUCCCUCCUUUUUGGUAACAGAGGUCCCAUCCUCCCUGGCAACCAGGGCUCAGCCUACCUUAGAAAUUGAGGCCCCAUCUUCCCUAGCAACGAAAGCCCCAUCCAUGGCAACAGAGGCCCCAUCUUUGUUAACAUCGGAGGUGCCUUCCUUUCUGGCAAGUCACAGCCUGUUCUCCUUCGAUGGGGGUCUGGUUACCUUCCCCAAAUCCACCCACACACCCACCCCAAUUAGCAAAGUGGCCAGCAGUGCAAGAGCACCCUCUGUGAGCCCAGCGAAAUUACUGCACCCUGAGAUGUCCCUGACAGGGAUACAGGACCCCUUUCCCCAAGGCCAGGAGAAGGCAAAAACAAGGGGCCCCCACACAUUGCCUCCUUCGGGUGAGGUCUUGGCCUCAGUUUUUGCAGUGCAGGAUGAGCCAGAUGAACUGCAGGCCACCCUGGCCCACAUGGGGCACACCUCCUCCAGGUCCCUGCCCAGCUCCCCCAACACCUCUGCCACCACUAAUGCCAUGGGUAGGUACACCCUGGCCCUGCAGUCACCCUUGCCAGAUGAAGUCAUCCCUGAAGACCCAGACAGUGAUUUAGGCAUUGAGCCAGUCAUUGAACCAGAAAUCGGAUCAGGCAUCCCGUCAGUUAUGGGAAAGCCAAACAAUGGAAUGCCGAGCAACAUAAAGCCAACCACGGAAAAGCCCACCACGGUUAAGCCGACCACAGUAAAGAUUACCACUAUAACGACAACCACCAUAAAGACGACCAUGGUAAAGACAACCACGGAAAAGGUGACCACGGUAAAGACUACCACCACCACGGUAGAGACAACCACGUUAAAGCCGACUACAGUAAAGACAAUCACGGUAAAACCCAGCAAAUUAAAGCCCAGCAAGGUAAAGCCCAACAAGUUCAAGCCGAGCAAGGUAAAGCCAAGCAAGUUAAAGCCAAGCAAAGUAAGGCCGAACUUGGCCCCUGAUCAUGUCUGGAGUCCCUUUCUGGGACUGCUGCUAUUGCCUCCUCUGUUGGCUGGAACCCUCUGAAGCGGCUUCCACUCAAAGCAAGGCCUGGUGGGGGAACCCUGACCUCAUGCCCAGAGAGCUCCUACCCUGUGGCCCAGUAGCUGUCCUUCACUCCAGUGUCUGCCCAGACCACAGACCAGCCCCCUCACCUCCUCAGGGGUCUUCUGUAGAGCCAACCCCUGGCGUUGCCCCAGGAGCUCUCUACUCCCUCCUUUUGCCUCUGGGAAAGCCCAUGAUUCAACUGACUACAGCUUGUUCUAAAAGGUGUUCCUGUGGCCCCAGGCACCCAUUCUCCAUUUGUUUUUCUGCCCAUGGGCCCACUCUCCCAGGGUUAGAGGAUUUCAGGACUUUCUAAGAACCCCUAGCUCGAGUCCCUUGGCCUCUUCCUCUAGCCAUCUGAGUCCAGUACUGCCCCAGGAGUACCUCCUGCUUUGCCAGGGUGAAGAGAUCAGCCAUCCAUCUACAAGCUUCCCUCUCGUGUCUCCAGCCUCCUAAAUAAGAUGCCUCUCAGCUGAAGGGCUUCUGAAAGGCUAAGGCUGCAUGGCAUGUGCCUCUUCCACAGACAUCCUGGGGCCACAAGGCCAGGCUGGCUGUGGCCCAAUGACUGCACGCCUGGGUGCCUCUGCUCCCCACCUCAGUUCUGAGGGUGCAUGGGGAUUGAGGGGAAAGCCCUGUCCAUCUGGCCUGGCCUGCCUGCCUGCCUUGAGUGUCCCUUUACCCUACAUGCCAUUAUAGCUCAGGAGGGGACUAUAAGGAGCAGAGGAAAGACAGGCCCCACUCAAGUGGGAUUCUGUGGGUAGGGAAAACGGAACCAGGGAAAGGAAGUAGCCCCUGACUCCUGAAUAAAAGCCUGUCUGAGAGUACCUGGGGCCUCAGUGCUGUGAGGGGGCCACAAAGGAGUGCUAUUUGGGAGCUGCUGAAGAGACUCAACUCUUCCCCUAACAACCUGUGGCAACUGUUCCUGAUCUUUCACACCCCUUCUCCCCAGCUCACUCCCAUCUAGUUUCCCUCUUCAGGGCAACUUCUUCCCUUCUUAUAAACUGCCCCUCCCCCAGUCUUCAGGGCUCCCUCACUUUGCUCUUCAUGCCCAGAGGCAGGAGGGGCAAAGGGCAAAGGAAAAGCCAAGAAGGAUGUAUUAGUUACGGUUCUCUACGGAAACAGAACCAGCAGGAGAUAUCUGUAAAUAUGAGAUUUUAUAAAGUGUCUCACACAACUGUGGGGAUGCAUGAGUCCAAAUUCCGUAGGGCAGGCA
This is a messenger RNA of Choloepus didactylus (southern two-toed sloth), 4401 nucleotides long. Its product is annotated as peptidase inhibitor 16-like. Lineage: Eukaryota; Metazoa; Chordata; Mammalia; Pilosa; Megalonychidae. The record is from RefSeq and is a predicted model, not a curated record. Gene Ontology annotation, cellular component: extracellular region.